Messenger RNA from Alosa alosa (allis shad), 3029 nucleotides. It is a transcript of the gene ythdf2, whose product is annotated as YTH N(6)-methyladenosine RNA binding protein 2. The record is from RefSeq and is a predicted model, not a curated record. Gene Ontology annotation, biological process: mRNA destabilization. NCBI's taxonomy places the organism in Eukaryota, Metazoa, Chordata, Actinopteri, Clupeiformes, Clupeidae. The coding region runs from base 185 to 2077 and encodes 630 amino acids. Gene Ontology annotation, molecular function: N6-methyladenosine-containing RNA reader activity; mRNA binding. The transcript is spliced from 6 exons. Gene Ontology annotation, cellular component: cytoplasm.
CCAUGUUGAAAUAAGUCGCUCUCAUCCAAGCUCUCAGAGCGAAGGAACUGCAGCCCGCCAUUGUGUAGAAUCCAAUCUAUAUAGAGAGAGACAGGGCACUUGGCUAACUCUUAGAUAGACAUUUCUUAACCCUGCCGAAUUGAUUUAAAAAUCAUUUAAACACGCAGGCUCCAGGGAGAAAGAAAUGUCAGCCAGCAGCCUUCUUGAACAGAGACCGAAAGGCCAAGGAAAUAAAGUGCAAAACGGGACGGUCACACAGAAGGACACGUUAAAUGAUGACGAGUUUGAGCCUUACCUGAACACUCAGACCAGACAGAGCAAUGCGUACACGGCCAUGUCGGACUCCUACAUGCCCAGCUACUACAGCCCCUCCAUAGGCUUCACCUACUCCCUGAACGAGGCAGCAUGGUCUACCGGCGGAGACCCCCCGAUGCCUUACCUGGCCUCCUAUGGACAGCUCAGCAACGGGGAGCACCACUUCCUCCCGGACGCUAUGUUUGGCCAGUCGGGGGCGCUGGGGAGCAACCCCUUCUUGGGUCAGCACGGCUUCAACUUCUUCCCCAGCGGCAUCGACUUCUCCGCCUGGGGCAGCAGCAGCUCUCAGGGACAGUCCACUCAGAGCUCGGGCUACAGCAGCAACUACGCCUACGCGCCCAGCUCUCUAGGGGGCGCCAUGAUCGACGGACAGUCUCCCUUCGCUGCCAGCGAGCCGCUCAACAAGGCCGUGGGCAUGAACAGCCUGGACCAGGGCAUGGCAGAGCUCAAGAUCAGCGGUGGCGGCGGCAACAUGGCGCCUAAGGUGGUGGGCUCAGGACUCCCCGGGGGACCCAUGGGCCAGGUGUCGGGCCCGCCCGCUGCGCCCCCGGUGUCCAUCGCCCCGGUCAAGCCAGCCUCGUGGGCGGACAUCGCCAGCAAGCCGGCCAAGCCGCAGCCCAAGCUCAAAACCAAGGGCGGCCUGGUGGGGGCGAACCUGCCGCCUCCGCCCAUCAAACACAACAUGGACAUUGGCACUUGGGACAACAAGGGCACCAUGCCUAAGGCGACCACCCCCCAGCACGUCCCCAUGCCCCCCAACGGCCAACCGUCCAAUCAGGCCUCCCCGCAGCCCGGCGCCAUGGCCGGUGGGACUCCGCAGCUGCCCAUGAGUAACGGGCAGCUGAUGCACCCCCCCUCCCAGCUUGCUCCCCACCAACUCCCGCCCAACGGCCAGCAGCAACAGCAGCAGCAGCAGCAGCAGCAGCCCAUGGUGGCCCAGCAGCAGCAGCAGCAGCAGCAGCAGCCCCCUCCCAACCCCCAGUCCUCCCAACCCACCCGCUGGGUGCCGCCCCGUAACCGUGCCAACGGGUUCGGGGACGCCGGCGGGGGCCCGGGUCAGUCUCCGCCGAGUGCGGCGGGAGUGGGCGGAGUGCCCGGGAUGCCCUCCGAGCCCCACCCCGUGCUGGAGAAACUGCGCCUGGUCAACAACUACAACCCCAAGGACUUCGACUGGAACCCCAAGCAAGGCCGCGUGUUCAUCAUCAAGAGCUACUCCGAGGACGACAUCCACCGCUCCAUCAAGUACAACAUCUGGUGCAGCACCGAGCACGGCAACAAGCGGCUGGACGCCGCGUACCGCUCGCUGGGCGCCAAGGGCCCGCUCUACCUGCUCUUCAGUGUCAACGGCAGCGGGCACUUCUGCGGCGUGGCCGAGAUGCGCUCGCCCGUGGACUACAACACCUGCGCCGGUGUGUGGUCGCAGGACAAGUGGAAGGGCCGCUUCGACGUGCGCUGGAUCUUCGUCAAGGACGUUCCCAACAGCCAGCUGCGGCACAUCCGCCUGGAGAACAACGAGAACAAGCCGGUCACCAACUCUCGGGACACGCAGGAGGUGCCGUUGGACAAGGCGCGGCAGGUCCUAAAGAUCAUCGCCGGUUACAAGCACACCACCUCCAUCUUCGACGACUUCUCGCACUACGAGAAGCGUCAGGAGGAAGAGGAGAGUGUGAGAAAGGUGGAAGUUCAGACUGGGGACCCCUACACCAGUAACACCAACAGGGCCCACUACAGAAUGCAGGAUCGCCAAGGACGGGUCAAGUAACAGUCACCAUUUUGGGCAAAAGACUGCGAUGGCCCUACUUUUUUCCUGUCUACAUCCAGAUCUUUUCACAAAGUCUAAGGGGGAGAAAUACCCAAGGAUUUGAAAAAAAAAAAAGAAGACUCUUGAUUUCUGUUGACUUAAAAGACUUGGAACUUGUAGUAAAAGAAAAAGAAGAAAACAAUUAUUCAUAGGACUUGAACAAGUUAAUAAUUCUAUAGGAUCCUAGGUGAACCUCAAGCUCUCAUUUUUGUGCCGCCCCCUUCCACCUUCCUGUUGCUUUGAUCCUUUUUUCUGUUUUUCCAUUUUUUUUUUAAGAAAUCAUCUUCAGUUUUUACAGUCCAAGCAAGGCAAGGCUUUGCUUCUGUGUCACACACAUCUAGAGGAGUUGUGUAGUGUUGGCUCACUACUGCCCUCUUCAGCAUGGGCAGUUUGUAUCAUUUCUUUGUAACCCCCACUGGCUCCCCAUUGGAGAUUGAAGUAACCAAUCCAGAAGCAGAGUUGGGGGUUUCUCCCAUCACUUGUAGUGGAUGUUGCAUCGUUGGGUAAUUUGACGAUAACCAUGCACAUUAUGAUCUCCUUUCAAACAUAACUUUUUUUUUUCUUUUUUUUUUUGUCCUUAAUCACUCCCGCCACAGUCAGAAGGCAACAAGACAAGAAAUGUUUGACAUUGUCCUUUGUUUAUCUUGUGUUGAUGAGAAGGAAUUGGUUUAAGGAAAAGAUUUAAGUUGGCAUCGGUCAUUGUAUAAUUUGUGUGGUAAGCGGAAGGGUCUUCUGAACUUUUAGUUUCCAUGUUCCUCUCUCUUGGGCAAUUUAAACUGUUGCCGGGGGUGAUCUCUUCCUUAAGUUUUGUUUGUUUUUCCUCUUCCGUUUCUUAAGUCUGCAUUGGGAUGGGUCUUGCUCCAAUUCUUUCUAUUAAUCAGUUCAACGUAAUAAACGUGUAUACCCAGCAGAA